AAUAGCGACAACGGUAUAUUCAGGCACAUAUACUCUUAAUGCUUUAUAGUUUGAGAGGCCUCUGGAUGUUUGACGGUUAAAUUCCAGGGACAAUAUAUGGCAUCCGUCUCCAUUGAAAAUCUAUUGAAAGGAUUGUCUGAUGAAGACUUAAAAGAAUUAGCAGGAGAUGUAGACCCGUCCGUGGAAACUCCAGCUUUUGAUUGCAACACUACGACGCGCUACUUCGACAAGCCAAGAAGGUCGAAGAGCCGAUACGACAUUUUUGACAGCAACACUACGACGCGCUACUUUGACCAGCCAAGAAGGUCGAAGAGCCGAUACGACAUAAAAUCAAUGAUUAGCAUCAUGGAGAAGAAGUCCCGUGAGUCCAUCGAUGGUGACAACUACUUGCCUCUCAAAUAUCGCGAUUGGAAGAAGGAAGGCAAACCUGACAGGAAGAAGCACUAUCGUGAAGAAAAAGUCGAGCUCUCCGAUGAACUGCAAUCCAUGAUGGAAGAUAUUACCAAUGAUGAUAUCGCGGAGAUUGCUGCUGUUCUUGGAUUGCACAGUCUCGUGACACAAGAGGAAAGUUUCGCCGCUGAAAGCGAGAAAUUGGGACACGCAAUAAUGAAAUUUGGCCUGCGAAAACCGGGUAUUAUCCAAGGAAAAAAGCCCAAAUCAAUCCCGGAUAUGUUGCAAACGCCCGAUCACGUCCAAAUAACAGUCAUCUUGAGAAAACUGAAAUGUAAUGAUCCCACAUUAACAGAAAUAGCCAUGAAUAACUACAAGGAUGUCGAUAACGUUCUCGUUGAGGUCGCUAAAAUGUUACGAGAAAAUAAAUACGUAAAAAAACUGGCCGUUGCAAAUACUCAAAUGAAGCCGUCGGUUUGUGCUCAUUUUAUAGAAACGAUGAAAAUCAACAGAACUUUGGAGUGUAUUAAUAUGGAAUCAAAUUACCUAACUGGUGAAAUCAUUUCGAAGUUAAUGGCAGUUUUAGAAGGGAACAAGUCUUUGAAAGAAUUACGACUAGCCAAUCAGGCCUGCACUGGGGGUUCCAAAUCCGAACAGGCCAUUGCGAAGUCAAUUGAGGCAAACCACAGCCUGAAGAAGUUUGGUUAUUUUUUUGCGACGAGAGGUCCCAUGAUGUCUGUUGCGAAGUCCCUUCUUCGAAAUAAUGACGAAGCUCGACGAAAAAGGAGAAGCUUUUACGUGUCACCAUUGGAAGAUGUCCCAAGAUAUUGAAUUCAAAGUAGCCCCCAUGUAUAUACUCAUUGCUUGGAAACCCGUGAGUUUAUAUCUAAUUACAACAUCGUAAUAUAUCAUAGACAAUUUGUUUUAUCUCAACAUAGAUAUUGAAAAAUUACCUUAGGAAUAAUUGCCGAAAAAUUGCGAUAGAUAUGAAUUCAAUUUUAAUGCAAAUCGUCCGUUCUGACUGUUUUUGAUAGCGAUGUGGGCGAUAGAAAGCUAACGAAAACACUGAAUGCUAAAUCAGGACACGCGCUCAUUUUUUACAAAUCUGCUUUAAAU
Molecule: messenger RNA, 1506 nt
Organism: Xenia sp. Carnegie-2017
Lineage: Eukaryota; Metazoa; Cnidaria; Anthozoa; Malacalcyonacea; Xeniidae
Product: tropomodulin-2-like
Exons: 9
Coding region: 97-1221 (374 amino acids)
Biological process (GO): pointed-end actin filament capping
Molecular function (GO): tropomyosin binding
Source: RefSeq, a predicted model, not a curated record